This is a messenger RNA of Mugil cephalus (flathead mullet), 3779 nucleotides long. RefSeq names its product lisH domain-containing protein ARMC9. The record is from RefSeq and is a predicted model, not a curated record. Gene Ontology annotation, biological process: cilium assembly. Gene Ontology annotation, cellular component: ciliary basal body; ciliary tip; centriole. The transcript is spliced from 26 exons. Gene Ontology annotation, molecular function: protein binding. Lineage: Eukaryota; Metazoa; Chordata; Actinopteri; Mugiliformes; Mugilidae. Bases 269 to 2800 code for a protein of 843 amino acids.
AGGUGUUUUUUUUAGCGUCCUCUCUGUGUACGGUUGCUAAGCUAAUGGCUAGCUACCAGACUUAAAGUGCUAAUUAACACCACAAAUCAUUGCGAAAAAUGGACUUUAUAAGUUUCAGCUUUGGAUAAAUAUAUGGGAAGGCUUAUAGAGGUAUUUCUACCAAGUAAAUGAUGCACGAAUGGGACCACAGAAUAUGCUCACUGGACUUGUAUGUAUGAGAGAAGAAGUUUUUGCAUAAGUAGGUGUUUUAAAGGUUUUGGGCUCUCACAUGAAUUCCAGGGAGGCAGCCAAGAUGGGAGACAUCUUGGCAACUGAGGCCGAUCUUCUUGGGAUGAUCAAGGAGUAUCUUAAAUUUGAGGAAUUUGAGGAGACCGUUCACAGUUUUGACAAAGAGUGCAAAAACAAAGGCAAGCUCGUCUCAAAACCCAGAGGAAGCACUCUCAGAGACUCAAAGACUCGUGUCAUAGAGAAAGACCUCCUUAGCUCGUUUGAUGACGGGGACCACAAGGUGUUCUUUGAACUGUGGGAAGAGAAUAUUCCCACCGAAGUCAAAGAUGAAGAGACUGAGGCCCAGAGCCUGGAGUUCUACCUUCACAUUCACUUUACCAUCUACCCGCUAAGGAGGCACCCAGGAAGACACGACCGAGCUGAGUUUGAGGAGAGGAUUUCCUACUUCAAGCAGUACCUGGAAACUCGGGGAGCUGCACUGUGCCAGACCACAGAGUUUUUGCCUUACUAUGCUCUGCCGUUCGUUCCCAACCCCACUGUCCACCCCUCGUUUAAAGAUCUUUUCCAGGAUUCCUGGAUGCCUCAGCUGAAAGGGAAGCUGGAGCAGUUCCUGUCAGUAACACUAAAGCCGUCCAACAGCCCAAGACUGAUGACUUUAUAUAAGGAAGGCGGUCGGAGUACUAAAGAGGCCAUGCAGCAGCUCCAGCUCCAGCUGGCUGAGUCGGAACGCCGCAUCACCAGCUACGUGCGGAAGUUCAGCAAGAUGCAGGCCGACUACCACAACCUGAUUGGGAUCACGGCUGAGCUGGUCGACUCUUUGGAGGCCACCGUCAGCGGAAAAAUGAUCUCCCCUGAGUACCUGCAGAGUGUGUGUGUUCGCCUGUUCAGCAGCCAGAUGAGGCAGAGCGUGGUGGUGCACAGCACUGAUUUCACCAGGCCAGGCACUGGUUAUUAUUCUAUGAGUCCCUAUGAUGAUGGCUAUGCCUCUUCCAUGCUACGGGCAUCCAUUGCACCACAGAGGCCUAAGGAGGUGCCAAUGCUGCCGUCGUUAGACUAUGAGAAGCUGAAGAAAGACCUGGUUGAAGGUUCGGAUAGACUCAGGUCUCUGCUGCUCCAGGCACUGCGCUGGAGGCUCACUCGCUCACUUCCUGGUGAACAGAGAGACACUGUGCUUCAGGCCUACAUCAGCAACGACCUUCUGGAGCGCUACAGCUCCAAAAAGAAAACCGUGCUUCACUUAUUGAGGUCGGCGAACGAGGUCGUCCGCCAGUACACAGCUCGGCUCGUCAAUGCAUUUGCUUCUCUGGCAGAGGGUCGGAUUUACCUCUCCCAGAUUCCCAUUCUUCUGAAACUUCUCACAGAGGCGCUCAGGAAGGAGGAAAAGGACUCCCUGACUAGAGAAAACGUGCUAGUGGCCCUGCAGAAACUCAGCCUCAGGAGGAGCCAGCAGACGGCCAUGAUAGCAGACGAUCUGAUCGGCUGGCUGGUGGAUGAGCUGCAGGACUCGGACUGCCUCAGUGACUACACCCUGGAGUACUCCGCAGCUCUGCUUAUGAAUCUGUGUCUGCGCACGAAAGGGAAAAGGAAGUGUGCAGAGAACGGCAAACACGUGUUAAAGGUUCUGACUGACCUCCUCGGACAUGAGAACCACGAGAUUCGACCGUACGUGAAUGGAGCCCUGUACAGUAUCCUGUGUAUUCCCUCUGUGCGACAGGAAGCCAAAGAGAUGAGCGUAGAGGAGAUUCUCCGCUGCUACAGCAAAGAGGAAAACCCAGACCUCAACAGGCAGAUUGAGUUCAUCAUUAAACAGCUAAACUCAGCCGAGGAGGAGGGGCCUGAGUCAGAUGAUGAAGAGGAGGACGAUGACAAUGACGAAGAUUUGAUGGAGACGGACCUUGAUAAAGAGGAAGUUCUCCAGCCGCAGCACAGGGAGCUGUCUGGAGAGAGCCUUCUCACCACCGAGUAUCUAGGAAUCAUGACCAACAUGGCAAAAGUGAAAAGGAAAUCAACCCCACUUCCACAGCCAAGUGUCGAUGAGCCCCUUCAACGUCCAGUCACACCCAGUUCACAUCGUAACGUCAGUGCAGGUGAUUAUCGAGCGAACAGUCAGGGUGGUGAGAAUCGCGGCGACAGGGAAUACCCUCUGAGCAGACAGAAGAGUGAGGAAGGAAGCCUGCCUCCCUCCCGAUACAACUCCCGACCUCCCACGCGCUCUGGCAGCCGCCCCAGCACUGCCGAUUCCCUGCGCCACAGCAUCGACUCAGAGUGCGGGCGGUUGUCCCAGGAGUCAGAGUUGGACGGGCCGUAUGAAGGAAGAGCCAGGAAGGGACGCUCCCAGGAGGAACGCAAUGGACACUCUGCCAGUGGAGAUUACAUCCCGGCAUUUGUAAGCCGCUCCGAGAUUCCCCGCACGCCCGACCCAGCGGUCGCCCAGAACAGCGCUCACCGCGGCCGAGGCCCGCCCCUGGCGCCCCAGUUCUCGCAGUCGGAGCCGCAGCAGAGCAGCCGGCCUGGCUCUGCCGGGUCCACGGGAGGAGGGGGAAGCGGAAGCAGGCAGUCAAAGAGGAGGUGAGGAGGGAGCUGUCACCAUGGAGUAGCACUAUCUCCCCAGAAACAACAGGCUUCCUGUAACAUCAUCCACUCCCCCACCCCCCAGGUUGCGAUCGGGGUCAGGGCAACAGAGAUUGUCGCGGGGAGGAGCGGGAAUGCGUGGAACAAUGUGUAGGAUUGUGGUUCUGCAUUUUUUUGUCCUACUUCGAGUUCGGCACAGACUACUUCUGUAACGUAAUACGGAGUCUAACGAUUACCAGCAACCCCCAGCCAUGCAGCCCCGGGCACCUAGUAGCCUCAUCUGGCCCCGAAUUUCUGCCGUCUCCCUCUUCAAGGUGAUACUUGACACAGCUAACGUCUUCUAGCCACGACAAAAUGUAGAACUAGUCAAGCUCUGAGCUGGCACCUUCCAUUUUCCUCGUGGCUUAUUGGUUUCUUGCCAGUAAUCAUAAGUAGAUUCCCACACAAACCUUUUAUUGAUAAUCUUUGAACUAACAACAGAUAGUAAAAUUCCAGUAAAACCUUUUCAAAGUUCUCAUCUUGACUCAGAAAAUCAAUAAUCUUCUGAAUUUCAUAGUGUCCUAUGUAUAUAUAGAUUUUUUUUUUUCCGUGGUGCUAGAUAUCUGUCCACAUGAAUAAAUGAUUGCACCGGCUUCACUUCAAAUUUAAUACGUCCUGCUACUAUCAGCACAUAUCAUUUCAGAGUAGCUGCUCCUACUUAACUCUGACUCCAGGUAAUAAAUACACAGGUCCUGGUACGACUUUUGAGGCUAUUGAAUGUUUUUAAAUUAUAUCGUUACUUUUAAUGUACUGUCCAUGCAUACAACACCUGACGGAACAAAAUCUUGAAUCUUAAAUGUCUUAAAUUCAGGUUUGUACAUUUGCACUGUUUCCAGAGUCGUGAUGCGUAUUUAUGUUAAGUGCUGCAUUUUUGUUGUGACCCUUUUUGAUAGAUAAUAGUUUUUAUGUGAUUCAAAAAUAAACGUGUCUCGUGUUUUUAA